Messenger RNA from Sciurus carolinensis (gray squirrel), 4526 nucleotides. It is a transcript of the gene Gga2, whose product is annotated as golgi associated, gamma adaptin ear containing, ARF binding protein 2. The coding region runs from base 145 to 1890 and encodes 581 amino acids. Lineage: Eukaryota; Metazoa; Chordata; Mammalia; Rodentia; Sciuridae. Gene Ontology annotation, biological process: vesicle-mediated transport; intracellular protein transport. The record is from RefSeq and is a predicted model, not a curated record. Gene Ontology annotation, cellular component: trans-Golgi network. The transcript has 17 exons. Gene Ontology annotation, molecular function: ubiquitin binding; phosphatidylinositol binding; small GTPase binding.
CGGCGGCCGGGGGGAGGCGGGCGGUGGGGUCGCCUCGCACCUCGCGGGGAGGAGCCCCAGGAGUCGGCGCAGCUGCGGACCCGAGCCGGGGCCCGCUGCCCGGUCCCGCACGCCCCGCCCCGCUCUCGUUCCUGAGCCGCUGUAAUGCGGGCGCUUGACAAAGCUACAGACCCAAGCUUGUCAGAACAGGAUUGGUCAGCUAUCCAGAAUUUCUGUGAGCAGGUGAACACUGACCCCAAUGGCCCAACCCAUGCACCCUGGCUGCUGGCCCACAAGAUUCAGUCUCCACAAGAGAAGGAAGCUCUUUAUGCCUUGACGGUCCUGGAGACAUGUAUGAACCACUGUGGUGAGAAGUUCCACAGUGAGGUGGCCAAGUUCCGCUUCCUGAAUGAGCUGAUCAAAGUGUUGUCUCCAAAAUAUCUCGGGGCCUGGGCCACAGAAAAAGUUAAAGGAAGAGUCAUUGAAAUCCUCUUUAGUUGGACAGUGUGGUUUCCAGAAGACAUCAAGAUCCGAGAUGCUUAUCAGAUGCUGAAGAAGCAAGGAAUCAUAAAACAAGACCCUAAACUACCAGUGGACAAAAUCUUACCCCCACCUUCUCCCUGGCCCAAGAGCUCCAUCUUUGAUGCUGAUGAAGAGAAGUCAAAGCUUCUGACAAGACUUCUCAAGAGCAACCACCCUGAGGAUCUUCAGGCAGCAAACCGGCUCAUCAAGAAUCUGGUCAAGGAGGAACAAGAAAAAUCAGAGAAGGUGUCCAAAAGAGUCAGUGCGGUGGAGGAAGUGCGGAGCCACGUGAAGGUGCUGCAGGAGAUGCUGAGCAUGUACCGCAGGCCAGGGCAGGCUCCGCCAGACCAGGAGGCCCUGCAGGUCGUGUAUGAGAGGUGUGAGAAGCUGCGGCCCACGCUCUUCCGUCUGGCGGGCGACACCACUGAGGACGACGGCGCGCUGGCGGAGAUUCUCCAGGCAAAUGACCUCCUCACCCAGGGAGUUCUGCUCUACAAACAGGUGAUGGAGGGCCGUGUCACCUUUGGGAACACAGUGCCCAGCUCAGUGGGAGACAUACCUGUCUCUAGAGUCUUUCAGAAUCCAGCAGGCUGCAUGAAGAACUGCCCCCUGAUCGACUUGGAGGUGGACAGUGGGUCUGAACAGUCUUUGCUUCAUCAGGACCUGGCAGCCUUAGGGAUCAGUGAUGCUCCUGUUGUGAACAAGGUCACCAGUCAGAACUGCUAUAAGGAAAAGAAGAAUCUUGCUGCCAACACACUGCCAGGUGGUGGAGCUCAGAGCCCUGCUACAGACAGGAACUUGCUGGAUCUCCUCUCACCACAGCCGUCUCCUGGUCCCCUGAAUUAUGUCCCACAGAAAAGUAUCCCCAAGGAAGUGCCCCCGGGUACGAAGUCCUCUCCAGGUUGGUCCUGGGAGGCUGGCCCUUUGGCUUCCUCCCCGGCUUCCCAGAACACACCUCUGGCUCAAGUGUUUGUCCCUUUGGAGUCUGUGAAGCCCAGCAGCCUGCCUCCUGUUAUCGUGUACGACCGGAACGGGUUCAGAAUUCUGCUCCACUUCUCCCAGACGGGAGCCCCUGGCCACCCAGAGGUGCAGGUGUUGUUGUUGACCAUGAUGAGCACUGCCACCCAGCCAGUCUGGGACAUCAUGUUUCAAGUGGCUGUGCCAAAGUCGAUGAGGGUGAAGCUGCAGCCGGCCUCCAGCUCCAAGCUUCCCGCGUUCAGUCCCUUGGUGCCUCCCGCUGUGAUCUCGCAGAUGCUGCUGCUUGACAAUCCACACAAAGAACCUAUCCGGUUAAGGUAUAAGCUGACAUUCAACCAGGGUGGACAGCCUUUCAGUGAAGUUGGAGAAGUGAAGGACUUUCCGGACCUGGCCGUCCUGGGAGCAGCAUGACCUUUCAUGAGAAGACCCUUCCGGUCAAGCUUAGGCCAGCGUUCCUCUCACUGUCUAGUGGAACUAGUCAUGUGACUUAGUGCCGAGUGCCAAAAGCUCUCUCCUGACGUCAGGCUCUGAAUGCCAGCCUCUGACUUCUGCAGAGACUGUGUGUGUGUCGUCGGGGGCUGGGGGAGGGAAGAGCAGGGCUUGGGCGGUGGGCAGUGUGGAAGGUGCCGAGGCAUUUCCAAGGACCAUCUCUGCUGCACUCAUCUGUUUCUGCAUGUCAUGGACACUGAUGUCCCUGCCUCAGGUUGGAGGUUUUAUAAGCCAAAGUUUUUUUCAUGUAUUGUUGUCUCUUCAUUCAUCCACUCUGUGCCUUGUCAAUCUUUGAAAGUCUUGGUUGCUCCCAGGCUGCUGUUCUCAGGGACCUUAAAAGGGACCUGGUUGGUCUUGGGGCAAAGAGUGUUUUCUGGGGGCAGUACUCUUCCAAGAAAGACCUUGUCUCCAUUUCCUUCAAGAAUGCUGCUUGCAUGCGUUCAGAAGGAUCUCAAAACGGAAUGCUUGUUGCACUGUUUCCAGGCGAGGGGCUGCUGAGACCAGAAGACCACACUUGUGGGCCAAUCAUGUCCUUCACCACUGUGCCUUAGAAUCGCCCUUGAAUGGACUCUCUGAGGCAGAGGGGAAAGCAGACCCCAGGCCUUGGGUUCCGUGGGUUCCGUGGCAGCCUGUCUGGGCCCUCACUCGGGACCCUCAUCUCCAUCCUCAUCCUCCCUCUCUUUAAGCAUCUCCUCAGAGCUCUUCGAUGGCAACGCCACAUUAGUCAUAAAUCGUAGCUAGGGCCAUCUUUUGCCUGUCAGUUCACAGUCCAAGAUGGGAAACUGUGAUGCAGAUAGAUAGGAAAGAGCUUAGGAAUAACGUAAGGGGAGAGUACAUACAGAAAGUCAUUCAAUAAAUCCUGAGUGGCAAAUCUGCCUUGUGGGGUGUGGAGGAAGUAGGAGUCACAGGGCCAGUGCAUUCAGAGCUGAGGGGCUGCAAAGGAACUGCCUCCUGUUGGGAAAUAGGAAGGAUGGAGAGCCAGGGACGCCAUGAAGAGGAGGGCCUGGAGAGCUGAGCAGCCUGGAUAUCUGUUAUGUUUUUAAGCCCAAGGAGAAAUUCAGGCUCAUAGUCGGUUAAUCCUUAGUGACACCUGCUGUUUGCUAGGAACUUCGAUGUGCAUGUUUAACAAGUCCUGCAUAGCCAGAGAGUGGGAGGGUCCCCGAGCCUGGCUGACGUGGACUGAUAGGUGAGAGCAAAGCAGCUGGCCACCUGGGUGCAGGACUGUGUUUGGAGCUCCUAAUCAUGGGAUCUGGUACUCUUGAUGUCUACCUAUAGUUGGCAAUUUGCCAGCGUUAAUUGGUGGGAAUGGCACCUGUAAAGAUCCAUUGCUAAUUUUUAAGCAAAUGUGCAAGCUCAUGAAACAGAUAAAUGAUGGGGGUGAUUUCUUCAUUUGGCAUAAUUCAUGUAAGACUAAUCUUAAUCCAAAAUUAUCUUCAUGUCCAGUGUUCUACAGAAAAGCUAUUACAUAAAGUCUUUAAGGGGAGCCCAUCAUAAUGACCGUGUCUGCUAUGACGAACUUAGUGAGACUGACACGUGAAAAGACAGGUGAGCUCCUGUACGGACCUGAAGAUCCUUCUGUUUUCCAGGAGAAAAUGGUCCUCUAUAGGUAGACUUGGAUAGAGUGUGGAUAGGACAAGGAAGAAGGUGGCUGUCCCGAGUAUCCUUGCUUUAAAUCACCAGUUCCUUCUCUUCCAAUUCAGUGACUGCGUGGAGCCCAGCCUCUAUCCUCUCAUUCCCUCACCCACCAGCACUAUCUUGGCCAGCACUGUUGUGGGCACUGUAGAUGCAGUGGUGACCUAAGUCCCCGCUUCACGGAUCUUCUGGUCCUCUGGAGAGAGGUUCAUAAAAACGUGUCAACUGGAGAACUGGCACUGAUGACCAGUGCUGCCUCCUGUCUUCACCUGUUCUGGAAUCCUGCUUCUCUUUAUUUCUUGACCUACCUCUAUCCCUUCAGUGUGGUGGUUUCCCAGGGCCUGGUCCUGAGGACUUUUCGAAGUCUACACACUGAGCCUGGCAACCAAGCCCUCCAGACCACUAGAUGGACCCUAACCCUCCUCUCAAGCUGCCCCCCUGCUGACGUCGUCUUUGCCCGCCAGUUGGUUCCACUGGAGGCCCCGCUCUUGCUCAGAACAGAGCCCAUCCUUCCAUCCCUGUUCCUUUAUGUGCUCUUUACCUGGAACCACCUGUCUGAAACUGUCUGAGACUUCGUGGGUCUUCCAUUUCUGCUGCAUGUGUAGCCACUCGGUUUUGUCCCAUGUAGUCUGUUUUCAUGUCACCAUUGCGUUUGUUUUUUGUUUUUGUUUUUGUUUUUUACUGCAGUAGCUUGCCUCCUAGUUGCGAUUCAUACUUGCCACCACCAGAAUUCGCUAGCAAAUCUGAGCACUUGAUCUUAGGCUGAAAAUUUCUGAAUGGCUCCCUAACCCCAAAGGUGGGUGGGGUCAGAUCCAGGUGGCCUGUGUUGGCGUUCAGUGCCCUCGCGCAAGUUUGCUCCCUCUUCUGUCAUCACCUGCCAGGAAUAGAGCCCGCAGAGCCCAGCCACAAUAAAGUUCUUCAAGCUA